Messenger RNA from Xylaria bambusicola, 2435 nucleotides. RefSeq lists its product as uncharacterized. Gene Ontology annotation, molecular function: protein binding. The coding region runs from base 382 to 2328 and encodes 648 amino acids. Lineage: Eukaryota; Fungi; Ascomycota; Sordariomycetes; Xylariales; Xylariaceae. The record is from RefSeq and is a predicted model, not a curated record. The transcript is spliced from 2 exons.
UCCCUAACCAACCCGACUGUACUCCCCAGAGGAUCCAUACACUCUUUUCUUGACUCACGACGACUGCUGCCAGGCCUACUCACGAGUCCUUUCGUUAUUGCUUGACGCCUUCGAUUCACCCACGUACGUACUACAACAAGCGAAGUAACGCUCAUUAUCUACGCGUUUGCAUUUCCGAUAUCGAAUCGCUAUCACAGCCUGUUUUGGGAACUGUUUCGAGCAUUUAAUAGGCCAACUGGGGAAACGAAAUAUUGGUCAACUCUCCCCAUUCCUUUCGGAAGGAUACAUGCAUUGACGGGGAUUCAAAGCGAGAAGAGGAUACUGGCCGACAUCAUAGAAUUGGUUCAUGACCAACGUUAUUAAUACCAUUAAAUAGUCAAAAUGCCGAGCCACAAACACCUGCACGCGCGACACGCGCACCAGCAUUGGGACAACUUCGUCCGAGGCGUUGAGAACGUCGCAAACGAACUCAACCCUUUUAAAGAUGCACCGCACGCGCUGCAAGAGAGAGCCCCAGAAACUGUAUAUAAGACUGUUUAUACUACCAUGUCAGCGACCUUCGAUGGCCCCAUUGCUGGUUACACAACGGUUGGAGUGCCAGCAGAUACAACCCAAAAGAUCAAGUCUGGGGAUGAUGCAACGGCUGCCGCAGCCGCAGCCAAGGAAACAUCGGCCGCCAAAGUUGAUAAGAGCGAUGAUGCAAGCAGCGCCACUGAGAGUUUCCCUAAAUCAUUGGCUUCAAGCUCAAUUGACCUCGAAGACGAAUCAACCCUCGCUUUAGCAGGCAGUACCACACUAAAGCAGCAGACACCUUUCCUUACGAGCGUCGACACCACUAGCUCGCUCAGUGCGACAGGUGUUGCCGCAUCAUCUAGCUCUACGCCAUCCGCAGGGUCUUCGGUCUCAGAAAACUCGGAUAGCAGCCCUGCAGUGAAGGCAGGCAUCGCUAUUGGUGUUUUAGGUGGCAUAUUUGCGAUUGGCUUACUAGUCUGGUUCCUUUUCAGCAAGCGUAGAAAGCAACUUGAGCAGCAGCGUGCACAGGAUGACGAGAAGAUUAAUGGGUCUUUUGCUGGCGGCCGUACUGCUUCUAUUCGCACCACACGCACUAGCGCCACCGCACCACGGCUCAGCUUGCGACCUGUCACUCAGUUCAACCCAACCUUUAAUGAGAGACGCUCGAGCAAGGGUGCUGGCCUCAUGCUCGCUACUACCGGUGGAAGCCCCCAGAGUGCCACUCGCGACAAUGGUGGCAGCUUGUGGGAACGCCCUUCGACAGCUCACAGCAACAGCCCUGAGAAUCCUUUCAAUGACAGCGCCCGUGCCAAUUCCCCUACCGGAAAUGCGCCUCAAGAGCCGCUUACCAACCCGUUCGACUCACCUGAAAACAUUGUGGGCAUGGCUCAAACUACCGACUUACCAGCAACUCCGACUAUGACCGCUACCACUGGAACGGACAGUGCGGCUACUUCUGCCGCUGCUGUUGGCGCUGCCAGUCUUGGUGCUUCGACUACAUUGGCCCGGAAAGCAUCAACCCGGAAGGAAGCACCCGAACCCCUCGACCUCACCAUGCCCAUGGUUCCUCCAAGCCCUACUGGUACCGAAUUCAGUAUGAACUCAGUCGCUCCUGGUCAAUCGCCAGGCCCUUCGAAGAGCGCUGCAGCCAUUGCUGAAGCUGGUGGCCCACCUUCAUCUACUGUUCACCGAGUCCAAUUAGACUUCAAGCCCUCUAUGGAUGAUGAGUUGGGACUUCAAGCUGGACAACUAGUGCGAAUCCUCCACGAGUACGACGAUGGAUGGGCCCUCUGUAUCCGUCUCGACCGCUCUCAACAAGGUGUCGUACCUAGGACCUGUCUUUCUACUCGCCCUGUGAAACCCCGUCCUGCCGGUGGCCCUCCAGGCCCCCGUAAUGGUGGUCCGCCAGUGAACCCCAGUGGUCCACGAGGCCCUCGUGGUCCUCCACGUGGCCCGAAUUAUACCCCUAAUUAUCCCCCUGGACCUCCUCCCCAGGGGCGUCCAGAAUCUCCCAUGAGAGCCAUGAACGGCCGACCUCAAUCUCCUGCUCAUAUGCGCCCUUAUUCGCCAGCCGGAGGCCGACCCAUGAGCCCACAUACCGGCCGUCCCGCUUCGCCAGCUAGUGGUCGUCCUAUGAGCCCCGGUCCUCGUGUCCAAUCUCCCGGACCUCAUCAACAGCGACCUCAGAGCCCCAACGGAAUGAAUCGACGACACAGCCCUCCUGGGCCAAGUCCGAUGAAUCCAAACAACGGUAACCAAUUUCCCCCAUCUCAGGGACAAGUUGGGCGAAAGCCUGUACCAGGUCAGGCAUAUUAGAAUCCUGACAAAACUUGAUGAACUCUUGAAUGACAAUUAGACUUUUCUCGACAUUCGCUUGCGACCUUUUUUAUUUUCAUUGGUCUUUUAUUUUUGUAUCAUGUUAC